Pelobates cultripes (western spadefoot toad) is the source of this 531-nucleotide messenger RNA. The record is from the annotation of a GenBank genome assembly. NCBI's taxonomy places the organism in Eukaryota, Metazoa, Chordata, Amphibia, Anura, Pelobatidae.
AUGGGGGCGAUGUCAGAUAACCUGACCCAAUCCAUCAGUAACGCCAUCAUGGCGUCUGGCCACAGCUCCGGGGACCACAGCUCCAAGGCCCAGGAUGAUGAGCCUGCCCCCCUUAGCAGUCGCAAGGCUACUGCAAAGAUCCAUCACAUGGGCAAACAAACCUCCAAAAUGUUUAUGACGGACAGGUUGCGUCCUGUCACUGAUGAGGACGUGGGGCCCCCACGUAAGAGAGCCUCCCACCGGGCAAAAGCGGUGCGGUCAUGGAAAUGGGCGAAAGCCGGGAAGGAAAUAUCCGAUUCUGAUUCGGACCAAGAGGAGGUAUUGAGUGAGUCUGAAGAUAUGGGCUCGCAAGACUCGGAGAAUUCUUCUCCGGAAAGUAAUUUCUCUGACAGGCCACCCACCAAGGGUCAUGACAAAGCAGAUGACUCAGUUAUCCUUGAUCCGCAAGGGGAACCCUUGUUUAACCGGACGAUCUGCAACAUCCUAGGUCGACUGAAUGGUUCCCGGCGGACCACCUGGCUCAGUAUAUAG